Molecule: messenger RNA, 9315 nt
Organism: Phycodurus eques (leafy seadragon)
Lineage: Eukaryota; Metazoa; Chordata; Actinopteri; Syngnathiformes; Syngnathidae
Gene: spg11
Product: SPG11 vesicle trafficking associated, spatacsin
Biological process (GO): axon extension; chemical synaptic transmission; axo-dendritic transport
Cellular component (GO): synapse; axon; cytoplasm
Source: RefSeq, a predicted model, not a curated record
AUGGCGUCCGCCCUGGAGGUGGCUCUCCUGCCGGGCAAGCGGCACUGGCGCGAGGUCAACGACGUGGUCAAGGCUCAGCUGGCCCCCGGUGGCACUUUGCUCGGCUGCCUGGAGCUCGACGGGACGCUGGUGUUGUGGGACCCGGCCGACGAGGAGGCUGCUCCAGUCUUGCUGGACGGAUGCUACCAGGACUUUCGCUGGGAGGAGCCUGUGAUUGCUGGGCCUGGAGGAGGCGGAGCCAAGCGCUUGCUGGCAGUGGGCUCCAGCUGCCAGCUGAGGAUGUUGGAGGUGGACGCCCGGAGAGGAAUGUCGCUCUCAGUUCGCCCAGCUGGCGAGUGUCCUGCACAGCGCCUCCUGCAGGACGAGUGUGCGCACGCCCCGCGGGUGGCGCGCGUGCUGUCAUUCGCGUCGGGACGCUGCCAAGUGUUCCUGGACGGCGACCGUCUGCUGCGGCUGGAGUGGUCGCCCGGGCAGAAAGCCGCACGGGCGCUCAGCUGCUGCCGCCUGAGCCCGGCGAAGGGCGGUAGCGGCGCGGCGGCCGUGGUCCGCUGCUGCGUGCGCCAACACGUCGCCUUCGCCCUCGGCGAGAGCGGACUCGUCUCCAUCUACGAUGUCACCGACGGCGACCUGCUGGCCUUCGUGGACGUUCCCGCCUACCUGAGCGGGGGCCUCACGGCGGCGACGGAGACGGCCGCCUCGUGGUCACGAUUGCGUCACCUGGAGGUCUCGGCCGACAUGAGCACAGCUGUCGUCUUGACGUGCGACAACGCCGCCGCCGCCAUCGACCUUGACCACUACUUCGGGAGGAACCCCGAGCACCUGCUGUGUCAGGCCACGCCCACCGGCCCGCCCCUGAGACCCCAGCAACCGAUGGACGAGGACAACGUGACGAGCGCCAACUGCAGCCUGGCCGCGCUGGGACGCGACUUCAAUGCUGACCGGUCUUGGGGGUCUCGUCUGGCGUCCAUGUUCAACGCGGCCCAGAAGUCUUCCUCGCCCUCGGCGCUGCGACCGGUCGCCGCCUCCUGGUCCUCGUCGCUCCCACGCCACGGGUCCCUCCCGGCCGCACCCCCGGCCCGCGCCAGAGUCCCCGCGGGGGGCGUCGCCGUCGCCCUGGCCGUCCCGGAGUCGUCCGUCCCGUCUUUGCUGUCCGUCUGCGACUUCUCUGCUAUGUUGGUGCUAGCGUCCCCCGCAAACAUGCGGACCACCGCCGUCCUGUGGGACUUGGGGUCCGGGAGCGUGAGCUACCACCAGGCGGCGGCGGCGGCGGCGGUGGAAUUGUGUGGACAGAAACAUCACGCUGUGCUCCUCAAGAAGUCGGGAAUGUUCCAGGUUUUGUUCUCGGUGUCGCAGCGGGAGCUCCUCAGCAGCUUGAUGAUGUUCGGCAGCGCGGCCACCGCGGACGCGCUUUGUCACCUCAACAAAUGGGGGCGCUGCUCCAUCCCCAUCCACUCCCUGAAGGCGGGAGUUAAGAACCGGCAGCUGGACACGGUGGACUUCUACCUGAAGAGCAAAGAAGAUCUUCUGACGGCGCCCAGCGACGCCGGCUUCACGGAACGCGUCCAGACGUUAUGUCCCGCCUUGGACCUGCUGUGUGCCGCCAUCAGGGAAUCGAGCAACGACGCGCAGAGCCGCCAGUUCUCGGAGCAGCUGCUCAACGUCACGCUGAGUUUCGUCAACGCGCAGAUACGCUACGUGCUAACGCACAAGAACUAUGAGGACGAAGAUGUGCGUGGAUGCGUGGACGUUCUGAGCGAGUACCUGACAGAGCUCAGGACCUUCUUGAAGAAAUAUCCGUGGCCUGCACACGGCACCAAAGACCGCAAAGAGCAAGCAUCCGUGGAGGAGGAGGAGGACGAAGAGUGGGAGGGGCUUCACACAGAGGAAGUGGUCCGCCUGUCCGUUCUGACCAAUCAGAUCCCCAGAGCCCAGGCGGUGUUUAGACGGCGAGGCCUCCCCGAGGGGCGUCUACCGGCCCUGCGGGCGAUGGGUCUGCGCCUGGUCUACUCGUGUCUGCAGGGACGAGACCUUCUGACCGCCAUCACGCUCCUCACCAACAUGGGUUUCAACGUGAAGAAGGAACUGCAUCGCAUCUGCGUCUACACGCACGACAGGGACCUCAGGGAGUUUGUGGGGGAGGAGCUGCGCAGACGGCGUUACUUUUCCGAGGAGGAGCUGGGCAGCGUGGCGUUCAUCAAGGAGGCGACGCAUUUGGCCUCUCUACCGCUUCACCGCCACGCAGACGGCGCUUCGGGGAGCAGGCCGCUACAGUUGGUCCUGCGCGAGGAAGCAGCGGGAGGCGGGAACGUCCUGGAGGAAUUGCUGGGACAGAAAAUGCGUGAGCAGCAAGAGGCGGGGCUUUGGCAGGAAGUGAGGCUGGAUUGGGUGAUGAACUGGGAACAGAGCAGCAGGGCGGCCAUCUUGUUGUCCAGACGCCAGCGUUGCGAGUUAACCUGGUGCGAGGGCGCGGUGCUGUGGGGUCACAUGACCUCGUUGCACAACCACGCCGCCCUGGUGUCCUGGAUGGAGAGCGGCGAGGCCUCUGGCGCCGCCCGGUGGCCAAAGCUGACAGCGGACGUGGUCAACGGCAACACGCUGAGCAGCCGUUUCCUCAGGGAGGAAAUCCUGGACACGCUCGCCAGGCGGGGCGUGUUCAUCCCUGACGAGCUGUCUGACCUGGAUCAACUUUUGUGGCGCGUAGCUCAGGCCGGCGGUCUGAUGUCGUCGCCGCCGCCCGUCCCUCGGCACAUCGGCCUGGACUUCCAUUCGCGGGUCAUCGGUUGGUGUCUGGAGCGCCACCUGCAGUUUCUCCUCUACGCCUACCUGGAGCACUACAGGUUGACUCCCAGGAACUGCCCUGUGCUGUCCAACGGAGGGCCGACUCACUCCCAGCCCUGGUCGGAGUUGAUGGUAAAAAUGCAAGAGAUCACCACGAACCUGACAGAGCCGGCGCUGGUCUACCAGGCCAGUUUGACGUGCGCUCAAGUUCUUCUACCAGGAAGUCCGCCGUCGCUCAGUUCUCUUCUUCUGGAGGGUCACAGCCUCCUCGCCCUCGCCACCAUCAUGUUCGCCCCAGGGGGCAUCGACCAGGUGGUGGUGCAGGGUGAAAAUCGUUCCCGGGCGGAGUGCUCCGUGGACCCACAGCUGAUGAAGAUGGCGCUGAUGGCGUACCCCAAACUGAAGGCAGCGCUGUUCCCGGCAGGACCGCGAGCGCCCGGCCCCUUCACAGACGUGUCCGUGUACCACCUUCUGCAGGCACUGCAUCCUCUGGACCCUUGCCGACUGUUCGGCUGGCAGGCGGCAAACUCUCUGAACUCCGUCGAAACCACGGAGCUACCUCACUUCUCCAGCCCGCACCUGGUGGAUGCCUUCGCCCUGGUAGAGCGGCUGGACUUCCCGUACUACCUGCGACGCGGCCGGCCGGCCGUCGCCUUUGCCACCUUCCUGCUGCAGCAGCUGAUCGGCUGCCAGCGCGUCGGCCCAACUUUGCAGCAGGCCCGGCAGCGGGUACACGUUUUGGCGGUGCGGAAUUUCGACUCGCCGUCGGCGGUGUCUGCCGCAGUUUGCUUCUGUGAGCUUCUCGGCCUCGGCAGCCACCGAAUGCGAGUGGACGUCAAGGUCCUCAACGCCGUCUGGACGCACUGGAAACUCAAGCAAACGCACUGUGGACACACGUGGCCUCUGCACACCCUGGUGUCCAAAGGUGUCAAGCUGGUGGAGGCGGAGCCAGGAGCAGCGGAGGAGCUGAUUGGCUACCUGGAAGCAGCUGUGAUUGACAGCCUGGAAGUCAAAGAUGUCAACAGAUGUUCGUGGGAGGCGGCUCAGGAUUGGUCGUUGCCAGUGGAGUUUUGUCGUCUUCACGGACUUCCUCUCAGCAGCAUUUAUCCCGCCCACUGUGCGCGUGACGGACACUUCCUCCACUUCCUGUUGUUCGUACAACUUCAUCACUUCACGGCACAGCAGGUUGGCUCUCUGGUGUCUCAGUUUAGUCCCGCCCUCCAGGACCACCUUCACGUGGCGUUUGGUGAGCUGCCGUUCUACACCCGGGGGUCCUCGGCGGCGCCGGCGUCCCCCCGAGGCCUCUUCCAGUUGCUGCUGCGGAGUCAGGAGGAGGCGGAGCCUAGCAGGUACCUGCUGCAGGAGGCGUUGACGCAUCGCAGCCACUCAUUGGCCGUGCUCGCUGCCUGUGUACAGGAGGCAGGGCUUGUGCCGUGCCUGUGCACGUGGCUUCUCACAGUCAUCGACGACGUCACCGCCCGGGAAGUCGCCACCCGCCUGUCGUCUCCCCUCGAGCCCCAUCGGUGGACCCUGCACCACCUGUCAGUCAUCUGGAGGACCCUCCUGGGCCGGGGCCUGCUGGGGGCCCAAACUCUCCUACGGGGGUUCCAACUCUUCAUGCGGGACUGCCCCCUGCUGGACGUGCUCAGCAUGUUCUUGCUCUGCUGCGACCACAAGAACUUCACCGAAGCCAAAGUCAAACUCCAAAACUUCCACACAAACAUCACCAAUCUGAGCAUCAGCGGCGAUGCGCCCCCUGGUGGUCUGCCGCUGCAGUGGCUGUGUAGCGAGGCAUGGUUUUUACUCUUACACUUGUGUCAGUGUGCGCGCUCACACUUUGAGCUGCGGCGCCUCCUGCAGGUCUUGGCUGACGUCGACAUGAUGAACAAGGACAACGGUCUCGACUUCAGGAAGCUGAGUCAGCUGAGUGACCUCCUGCAGGGUUCAGGAGUGGCAGUGUCUCCCAGGUUGUUGCAAUGUAAUUCGUCCUCCGUCCAGCAGGAGGAGUUCCAGGCCACUGUCGACGCUUUGCAGGCGAGAGGAUUCUACGCACGAGCACAAAGCGUCGCCACGCUCGCGCAACUUCCUGUACAACGGCUGCUCAUGUGUCAGCUGGUCCAGGAGCUGGAGCUUCAGCGUUCCACGCGCCAGUGGUCCCGGCUAGAGAGUCGCGUGUGCUUUUGGAGGAAGUGUCACCAACAGCUGGAGGACGAGCACGUGGAUCCCGACUCGGCUGCGCGCUUUUACCUGUCCCAGGCGGACUCCGCGUUGUCCGAGUCGUCGACGGCCUCGGAGUUUCAGUCGGAGCUGCGGGCGGCGCGAGAAGGCUGCCUGCUGCUCGCCGCGGCCGCCCGCUGGCUGUCGCUGCGGCAGCCGGCUCCAGUGGAGCAGAUGGAGAGCCUGGAGAAGAGGCUGUGGGUGGGCCGCGUCCGACAGCACGCCCUGGUGGCCGCCAUGCGGAGGGAGAGCGUCUUCAACCUCCUUCCGCCGGACGUCAACGCGUACGACCUUUUCAUGAAGGACUUUUCCUUCUGCGACAUUCCGGAGCUCCGCCCGGACGCGCUCCUCAGCCCGGAAGGACUUCCCGGUCCGGCCGAGGAACGCGCGGACGCGGAUCCGCUCCUUGAACCGGCGGAGAAGAAGACGCUGGCGCUGCUGCUGGACGCCGCGUUGGACGCGGGAAGCGUCCACGAAGUCAGCCGCGCCUGUCGAUACUUCUCGCUCUACCAUCCAGAUCUCUGGCUGCUUCUGCGCUGCCGAGCCCUGGCGUCCGGAGAACUCGGACCCCAAACCCACCAGAUGCCGGAUGAGCCCGAAGUGCCCCCCCGGAGGCUCCUACACGCCUCGCCGUCUGUGAGCAGCUUGUCGUCCUUCGCGCUGCUUCCUCCUCUUGCCGAAGACGACGUCGCCGUCCAGUUGCAGAAGAUGGCUGAGCAGUGUCACCAUGGUAACGGCUACUGCAAACAAGUCCUCAUCCUCUACCAGCUCUCCAAGGAGCUGCAGUGUCCCUUUACGGAGCUGAGCAGCGAAGAUCCCGGCCGCGUUCUCGAGAAGCUUCUGCUGCGCGAUCAUCCCGAACGCUUCCGGAACGCUCAAAUGUUCAUCCGAGCUCAGAGUUUCUCCGCCGACGUCUUAGCCGCGAUGGUGGCGGCCGCGUUGGUGCGCGCCAAGCAGGAGCAGCACGCCCACCAGAUGCAAAGUGAGAGGCAAGCGUUCCGGCCAGCGGAGGGUCGGGACUCGCUGGUCCAGCUGAUUACUUUGUGUGAGGAUCCUAACCUGGUCGGACUCAAAGUUCUGGAAAAGCUGAAGGGCGUGCCGCUGCGGGACCUCGGCUGCAUUGUGGAGUUGCUGAUCGUGGCCCACGACUGCUUCAGCGUGACGUGUAACAUGGAAGGAAUCGUCAGAGUCCUGCAGGCCGCCAGGCACUUAAGCCACGCCUACUUGGCGCCCGGCGAGCACUACGGCCUCUUGGUGCGCGUGCUGACGGGAAUUGGCAGAUACAACGAGAUGACGUACGUGUUUGACCUGCUGCAUCAGAACCAUCGCUUUGAGAUGCUGCUCGGGAAGAAGACGGACAUGGACAGGGGACAGAGUUCGAGCCUGAAGACGGCGCUGCUGGACUACAUCAAGUGCUGCCUGCCGGCGGACAGCGAGAAGCACAACAUGGUGGCGCUGUGUUUCAGCAUGAGGCGCGAGAUCGGCGAGAACCACGAGAUGGCGGCCCGGACGCAGCUCAAGAUUAUCCGGUCUCAGGCCUGGGUGUCGUCGCCGGAGCUCAAAAGUUCUCUGCUCAAAGUUUUGUCUCUGCUCAAGGAUGCCGCAGAGAGCUUCGCCAAGGACUCGUGCGUGCAUCAGGCCAGUCGCUGCGUGCGAUUGGCCAAGCUUGUCACGCUUCAGCUGCACUUCCUCGAUCAAGGCUCCGCCCUCCGCUUGGUCAACCUGCAGCCUGCUGAUAUGAUGGACGCCGCCGUGGCGCUGCCCAGAUGCUACCAGGUGUUGGUGUUGUCGGAGGCGUACGGCUACAGUCCGGACUGGGCGGAGCUGGUGUACCAGAAGACGGUCCUUAACGCCGACUUUGCCUACUUGGAUGAGCUGAAGAGACUCCGCCCACUAACCUCUGGCCUCUUUGAGGACAUUUUUAAGAAGCUGGACGGCGCCCCCUGUGGCAUGACCGCGAACGUGCGUCGCCUACUGACGUAUUGCGACGACAUUUACCUGCGCUACCGCCUGGCGUACCGACAACAACUCGACGAUGUCACCAAGACGCUGCUGCAGGACGCCGCCGCCUCCAGCUACCUCAACGAUGCAAUUGGCGCGCACUGACGCACCAAACGUUACACAAAGAGACAAGGACAAGGCUCGUGACUCAAAAUCACUCAGAUCUCAUACUAUGACAUCAUAUACAGUGGACCCCCGCAUAUUUACCUUUUUUCAAUUAUUUUUAAAUUAAAAAAAAAAACAGAACCAUCUAUCUAUGAUACCCUAUCCUAUGACAUCACACACAAUAGAUAUUUUGUCUCAAAUAAAGUUGCACAAGGAACAAACUGCUGAGUCACUCCAAAGUCAGGUGUCGUCAUCUUUGGGCGUGUUGAAGUGUGUGAGAACGUCGUCGUCAUCUCAGGUGUCAAACGUGUCGGGUUUCUUCUUCUUAUCACCUUUCAUCGACUACUUCCUGUCAAAGUCUUUGUGCUCUUCUUGCAUGUGGCGAUGGGAAGCGCAGCAUCUGCCGCCGGGGGUUGCUGGGGUUGAGGUCACCGAGUGUCCGAGUUGACAUGCCUCUGCAACAUCGUGUGGACAUCGGGGACAGUGCCUCUGGAUUGGGAGACUGGGGUGGUGGUCCACAGGGUGUGUUCCAACUACAAGGAGAUCACACUCCUCAGCCUCCCUUGUAAGGGCUAUUCAGGGGUGCUGGAGAGGAGGGUCCGUCGGGAAGUUGAUUCAGGGACGAGCAGUGUGGUUUUCGUCCUGGCCGUGGAACAGCUCUACACCCUUGGCACGGUCCUCGAGGGUGCGUGGGAGUUUCGCCCAACCAGUCUACGUGUUUUGUGGACUUGGAGAAGGCGUUCGACCUUGUCCCUCGGGGAGUCCUGUGGGGGGUGCUUCUGGAGUAUGAGGUACCUGAUACGGGCUGUUCGGUCCCUGUACGACCGGAGUUAGAGUUUGGUCCGCAUAUCCGGCAGUAAGUCGGACUCGUGUCCGGUGAGGGUUGGACUCCAGCAAGGCUGCCCUUUGUCACCUAUUCUGUUCAUAACUUUUAUGGACAGAAUUUAUAGGCGCAGCUGAGGUGUAGAGGGGGUCCGGUUUGGUGGCCUCAGUAUUGCAUCUCUGCUUAUUGGAGAUGAUGUGGUUCUGUUGGCUUCAUCACGCCGUGAUCUCCAACUCUCACUGGAGCAGUUCGCAGCACCUCCAAAUCUGAGACCAUGGUCCUCAGUCGGAAAAGGGCGGCAUGCCCUCUCCGGGUCGGGGAUGAAAUCCUGCCCCAAGUGGAGGAGUUUAAGUAUAUUGGGGUCUUGUUCACGAGAAGAAUGGAACGGGAGAUCGACAGGCGGUUCGGUGCAGCGUCUGCAGUGAUGCGGACUUUGUAUUGAUACAUUGUGAUAAAGAAGGCGCUAAGCCCUCGAUUUAUCGGUCGAUCUACAGUCCUACCCUUACCUAUGGUCACGAGCUGUGGGUCGUGAUUGAAAGAACAAGAUCCCGGAUACAAGCGGCCGAAAUGAGUUUCCUCCGCGGGGUGUCCGGGCUCUCCCUUAGAGAUAGGGUGAGAAGCUCCGUCAUCCGGGAGGAUCUCAGAGUACAGCCGCUGCUCCUCCACAUCGAGGAGCCAGAUGAGGUGGCUGGGGCAUCUGAUUCGGAUGCCUCCCUGGUGAGGUGUUCCGGGCACGUCCCCGGGGACGACCCAGGACACGCUGGAGAGACUACAUCCUUCGGCUGGCCUGGGAACGCCUCGGGAUCCCUCCGGAAGAGCUGGAUGAAGUGGCUGGGGAGAGGGAAGUCUGGGCGUCCCUGCUAAAGCUACUGCCCCCGCGACCCGACCCGGAUAAGCGGUAGAAAAUGGAUGGAUGGAUGGAAAUGUUAGAUUUUUCGAAAGAAAGAUGUCUCGCCUUCAAGAUGACGACUCAGCAGGAAUCAUCAGCGAGAAGGACGUGGCCGGUUGGAUGGAGUGGUUGGGGAGAGGGAAUUCUGGGCAUCCCUGCUAAAGCUAUUGCCCCCGCGAACUCGGAUAAGCGGUAGAAAAUGGAUGGAUUGGACCUGUGGGAUGUUUGAUGAGCAUUCCUCAACUUUCUCAGUCUUUUUUGCCACCUGUCCCAGCUUUUUUGGAAUCUGUUGCAGCCAUAAAAUUCUAAGUUAAUGAUUAUUUGCUAAAAUCAAUCAAGUUUAUCAGUUUGAAAAUUAAAUGUCUUUGUAGUGUAUUCAAUUAAAUAUAAGUUGAACAUGAUUUGCAAGUCAUUGUAUUCUGUUUUUAUUUGUUUAACACAAGGUCCCAACUUCAUUGGAGUUGGGGUUGUACAUAUGGCAACAAUCUCCUGUCUAAUUCGU